Piliocolobus tephrosceles (Ugandan red Colobus) is the source of this 4055-nucleotide messenger RNA. It is a transcript of the gene TTC13, whose product is annotated as tetratricopeptide repeat domain 13. Gene Ontology annotation, molecular function: protein binding. Lineage: Eukaryota; Metazoa; Chordata; Mammalia; Primates; Cercopithecidae. The record is from RefSeq and is a predicted model, not a curated record. The transcript is spliced from 23 exons. Bases 39 to 2540 code for a protein of 833 amino acids.
GCCGGGCAAGGGCUGUUGCACAUGCGCCUUGAGGGAAGAUGGCACCUGCCGGCUGCUGCUGCUGCUGCUGCUUCUGGGGCGGCGCUGUGGCCGCCGCGGGCGCCGCCCGGCGUGUCCUGCUGCUGCUGCUGCUGGGGGUCCUGUCCGCCGGGCCGCGGCCGGGCGCCCUGGCCACCGAGCACUAUUCGCCGCUCUCCCUGCUUAAGCAGGAGCUGCAGCACCGGCAGCAGCAGGAGGCCCCGGCGGGCGGCGGCGGCUGCAGCCCGCAGUCCGGGGACUGGGGGGACCAAUACUCUGCCGAGUGCGGCGAGUCAUCCUUUUUGAACUUCCACGACUCAGACUGCGAACCCAAGGGAUCACCACCCUGUGACUCCUUGCUUUCCCUCAACACUGAAAAGAUUCUGAGCCAGGCCAAGUCUAUUGCAGAACAGAAGAGAUUUCCAUUUGCCACUGAUAAUGACAGCACAAAUGAAGAGUUAGCUAUUGCUUACGUCUUGAUUGGCAGUGGUCUCUAUGAUGAAGCAAUACGGCAUUUUUCAACAAUGCUUCAGGAGGAGCCUGAUCUGGUUAGUGCAAUUUAUGGCCGAGGGAUAGCCUAUGGAAAGAAGGGACUACAUGACAUUAAGAAUGCUGAGCUUGCUCUGUUCGAACUGAGCCGAGUAAUUACCUUGGAACCAGAUCGUCCAGAGGUAUUUGAGCAGCGAGCAGAAAUUCUGUCCCCUCUGGGACGAAUUAAUGAAGCAGUGAAUGACCUCACUAAAGCUAUCCAACUGCAGCCUUCAGCACGGCUGUACAGACAUCGGGGAACCUUGUACUUCAUAUCAGAGGACUAUGCAACAGCCCAUGAAGACUUUCAGCAGUCCUUAGAACUGAACAAAAACCAGCCUAUAGCUAUGCUAUACAAAGGUUUAACUUUCUUUCACAGAGGACUUCUGAAGGAAGCUAUUGAAUCCUUCAAAGAAGCUUUGAAGCAGAAAGUUGAUUUUAUUGAUGCAUAUAAAAGUCUAGGGCAGGCGUAUAGAGAACUGGGCAAUUUUGAAGCAGCCACUGAGAGCUUUCAGAAGGCACUGUUGCUCAACCAAAAUCACGUGCAAACCCUCCAGCUCCGGGGAAUGAUGCUCUACCACCACGGCAGCUUACAGGAAGCCCUUAAGAACUUUAAGCGGUGUCUGCAGCUAGAGCCGUAUAACGAAGUGUGCCAGUAUAUGAAAGGGCUCAGCCACGUUGCCAUGGGACAGUUUUAUGAAGGGAUAAAAGCACAAACAAAAGUUAUGCUGAAUGAUCCUCUCCCAGGCCAGAAGGCUAGCCCUGAGUAUCUUAAAGUGAAGUAUCUCCGAGAGUAUUCUCGAUAUCUUCAUGCACACCUUGAUACCCCCCUUACGGAAUAUAACAUUGAUGUGGAUCUGCCUGGAAGCUUUAAGGACCACUGGGCUAAAAAUCUGCCUUUCCUCAUAGAAGACUAUGAAGAGCAGCCAGGGUUGCAACCCCACAUAAAAGAUGUGUUACAUCAGAAUUUUGAGAGUUAUAAGCCUGAAGUACAGGAGCUGAUUUGUGUGGCUGAUCGUUUGGGAUCCCUGAUGCAAUAUGAAACACCUGGUUUCCUGCCAAACAAGCGAAUACACAGAGCUAUGGGUUUGGCUGCAUUGGAGGUCAUGCAAGCCGUGCAGCGUACAUGGACCAACUCGAAAGUUCGAAUGAAUGGAAAGACACGGUUGAUGCAGUGGAGAGACAUGUUUGACAUUGCAGUUAAAUGGAGAAGGAUUGCUGACCCAGACCAGCCUGUGCUGUGGUUAGAUCAAAUGCCAGCACGAAGUCUUAGCAGAGGUUUUAACAACCACAUCAAUUUAAUCAGGGGUCAAGUGAUCAACAUGAGAUACCUGGAAUAUUUUGAGAAAAUACUUCAUUUUAUUAAAGAUAGAAUUCUUGUUUAUCAUGGAGCUAAUAAUCCUAAAGGAUUGCUGGAAGUUCGAGAAGCCCUGGAAAAGGUACACAAAGUAGAAGACCUUCUUCCAAUCAUGAAGCAGUUUAAUACUAAAACAAAGGAUGGGUUCACUGUGAACACGAAAGUUCCCAGCCUUAAAGACCAAGGGAAGGAAUAUGAUGGAUUCACAAUCACGAUUACAGGAGACAAAGUUGGCAAUAUAUUAUUUUCUGUGGAAACUCAAACCACGGAAGAAAGGACACAAUUAUAUCAUGCUGAAAUAGAUGCGCUUUAUAAAGAUUUGACAGCAAAAGGAAAAGUAUUGAUUCUUUCAUCAGAAUUUGGGGAGGCUGAUGCUGUCUGCAACUUAAUAUUAUCCUUAGUUUAUUACUUUUAUAAUUUGAUGCCACUCUCUCGAGGAUCCAGUGUGAUCGCUUACUCGGUCAUCGUGGGAGCGCUGAUGGCAAGUGGGAAAGAAGUAGCAGGAAAAAUUCCCAAAGGGAAGUUAGUAGACUUUGAAGCUAUGACAGCCCCUGGUUCAGAGGCCUUUAGCAAAGUCGCCAAAAGCUGGAUGAACUUGAAAAGACGCCUUUCAGUGCUCAUAGCACUUGAGAGCUAAGGAGUUCUCAGAUCAUCUAGUCAAGCUCCUGUAAUUUGCCAUCGAGGAAGCUGGGACAAAAAGAGGUUGAGUAGCUGCCCAAAGGUCACACAGGGAAUGCCACGGAGCUGGUGGUCAACCUAGGUAAACACCGUCAUUGAGCGAAAUGCACAAAAAUACUUCAGACAGCUCCCCUGACGGGACUUUGCUUGUUCAGCCUAAACAGCUCCUUCUGUGGCUCCUCCCACCUCUUCUUCAUACUCCUUAAAAUGAAAUAACUGUUCAUAGUUAAACAUAAUAGUCCACAAGUGGUCUGUCCAAUAAAAUCUUUUUACUGAAAUACAACACACAUAUGAAAAAUGCACAUGUGUGUGCACAUUGGUGAAUCUUCACAAACCUAACAUAACCAGCUUUGAGAUCAAGAAACAGAACAUUACCAGCACCCCAGAAUGUAUAUAAACAUAUGUUUAUAUGUGUAAAUAAAUAUACAUCACAUAUUUCACAUAAACACAGCAGACUACAGUAGCUCUCGAAGGCAACUUUGUCACACUGUUGACUCAAGUCAACUAAAAAUCUCUUAACUUCAGUCUUCCCUAGCAGCUGUGUCUGUUUAAUAAAGCUUUACCAUUUAAUCUUUUUACCUCCACCAAGUGUCAUCUAAUAUCAGUCCAUUCUUAUAGCUGUUUUCUUUUGUAUUAUGAAAUCUGAUUUUCAUCCAGUAUAUUAUCACCCUGUUUAUUUUGUGUCAGCCAUAAGUGAUUUCUGUUAAGAUUAAUCCAAUAAGAAAAAUCACCUUAUCUCAGGCUUACUCCAGCCUUUACACCUCCAAUCUUUUUUCCAGAAGCACUCCUAUCAUUAUAACAAUUGAUAUUAUAUUUCUGUUUGUGAUUUUAAAAAUUAUCAUCUAUGGACACUUCUAUUUUAAGAGCCUUAAAAGUAAAAUCUUGACUUCGUAAUCCUUUUAUUACAAGAACAUUUUCAUUAAAAUAAUCUUCAUUCUUCUGUUCCUAUGCUACUUGACCCUUCUACUUUCCCUUUCUGUAUCUGUUACAUUUCUUCUUGCUCUGCCUUCAGGGCAGCUUUAACCCAUACUCUGAUUUUGGUAAUGUGUAUGCAUAGGAGCACAGCUCUGGCCCUCCGAGUGAGAUGCUAGCUUGGCCAUUGAGCAGCCCAGUUCUGUGCUCUCCAUCCUUGGGAGACCAAGAAUAUUGAAAUUACAUGCUGGCACAUUCCUUCCAAAAAUUAUUUGAGCAACUGAAAUGCCUUAGAUAAGGGGGGGGGAAAACUUUUGUCAGAUUCUUCCCUUCAGAUAGUAUAAAUGCACUGGAUUCUUACAUAGUGAUGUGCCUUUUUCCAGUAGUCCAGAUUGUUUUUUUCUUUGCUUUGUUCCAAUUCAAGAGGUUCUCAUGAAUUAGCAUGGACUACGUGACAGUUGCACGAGAUAACUUUAGAUAUGCAGGUCUAGCCACAACACGUAAAGCAUGAUGCCAGUUCUUUACACUGGCAACCAAAUGGACAUCGAAUGCUAGAAUUGCA